CAACUAUGGAGAUUGUUAAUAUGUUCCGAUUUGAGUUUGGGCAGUGCAUUAAGAUAGAAUAGGGCAAAUACGUAACCUGUAUGCUCAAUAAAAAAAAAUGUCGAAUGUCGAUGUGGUGGGUAUGUGGGAGGUGCCGCUCAGUGAUGGGAUUUACCAGAUUGAAUUUGAGCACGGAACCACCACAGGCAAGCGUGUCGUUUACAUCAACAAGACGGAGGUCCUCAGGAGGGACUGGAUGUUCAAACUGGUGGGCAAGGAAACAUUCCCUGUUGGAUGUACAGGCGCAAAAGCUACUAUAAAUAUCGAAGCACUUACCGGCUUUACUUAUGAGUACACUCUGGAAAUCAAUGGAAAAAGUCUCCAGACAUUUAUAGAGACCUGGGCCAAAAUAUCCAAGACUUGGCUGCUGAAACUUGAUGGUGCUGACUGUAGGAUUGUUCUGGAGAAAGAUACUAUGGAUGUAUGGUGCAAUGGUCAAAAGAUGGAAACCAUGGGGGAGUUUACACAUGAUAGCGCUGAGACACAUUUUGCAGUGGGGAAACAUGAGUGUUGCAUAAAAGCCACUGGCAGUGGAAAGAAAAAAAACGGAGUAAUGCAUACUCUGCUCGUGGACGGGACAAAGGUCAUGUGAGGAAGAAAACAACCUGUUUCACUUUUGCGCACUUGAAGCUCAGGUGGUGGAGGAGCUGAGCGAUUACUUCCUUGUACUCUAAUACUCCCUGAUUCAAAUGUUAUUGAAAUUAAAUUAAAUAAAUGUCUGAAUGUGCUGUGAUUUUAAGCAACUCACGUUAAUUAAAUAAAGAUUUUAUUGUUUAUUUUAUAUUUGUGUUAUUUCUAUAGACACAUUUGUAUUAACAGAAAUAGAUUCUUGGAAUUGUUUGCCAUAUUGGGUUUAAAUGGAUUAAUUUUUUUUUUAUAUAAAUUGCAGUAUGGUGUGCACUGGAACUCAUGUUGUAUUAACUCCCAUUGCCAUUGUAAGUCCUAUCUGUGUGUGCAUAUGCAGUUAAACACUUGAUGUUGUGCUCAGAUUACGCAUUGCCUUGAGUGAUAAGUACACCGCCUUUUUUGCUAUGUGACUAGUGUGUUGGGGCGUAACCACAUGGAUGGCAGCUGCCACUCUUAAAAUAAGCCUCGCCACCCCAAUUUUUACCACACACCCUGUGUCCAAGAGGUUUAUUCGAUGCCUUAUAUGUUGAUUCAAUAUCUUUUAUUAAUAACUAUAGAUGAACUAUUAAAA
Molecule: messenger RNA, 1237 nt
Organism: Clarias gariepinus (North African catfish)
Lineage: Eukaryota; Metazoa; Chordata; Actinopteri; Siluriformes; Clariidae
Gene: faimb
Product: Fas apoptotic inhibitory molecule b
Exons: 4
Coding region: 98-631 (177 amino acids)
Biological process (GO): canonical NF-kappaB signal transduction; positive regulation of neurogenesis; negative regulation of extrinsic apoptotic signaling pathway via death domain receptors
Source: RefSeq, a predicted model, not a curated record